AUGCGUCCAAUCAAAGCACGUGAACAACUUGUUAUACCGGAUGAUGUUAAAGUUAGUGUUAAAAGUCGUGUUGUUCAAGUAACUGGUGCCCGAGGUAAACUUGUACGAAGUUUUCGUCAUGCACGUGUUGAUAUUUCAAUGCCAAAAAAAAAUUUAAUUGUUGUUGAAAAAUGGUUCGGAACAAAUAAAGAAAAUGCUGUUGUUCGUACCAUUUGUUCACAUAUUAACAAUAUGAUCAAAGGUGUUACAAAGGGUUAUUGCUACAAAAUGCGUUCAGUUUAUGCUCACUUUCCCAUCAAUACUGUUGUUACCGAUAAUGGUCAAGGAGUCGAAAUCCGUAAUUUCUUAGGUGAAAAAUUCGUUCGUCGUGUUAAAAUGCAACCAGGUGUGAAAGUUUCAGCAAGUACCAAACAAAAAGAUGAACUCAUUUUGGAAGGCAAUGAUAUCGAACUUGUGUCGCGAUCAGCUGCACUUAUACAAAUGUCAACAGCAGUAAAAAAUAAAGAUAUUCGUAAAUUUCUUGAUGGUAUUUAUGUCAGCGAAAAGUUAACCGUUGAUGAAGCAUAA
Molecule: messenger RNA, 567 nt
Organism: Rotaria sp. Silwood1
Lineage: Eukaryota; Metazoa; Rotifera; Eurotatoria; Philodinida; Philodinidae
Source: the annotation of a GenBank genome assembly